CCCUGCGCCGUCUCCACUCUUUGUACGCAUUUCCCAGGUUUUUGUGAUGUUGUGAUACAUGUAAUUUUUGGCAGUUUGAGGCAUACGCACAAGCGCGCGAAAGGAAGGCUCUCAAGCAUACGAGCUGUUCUUAAUGUCAGCAAAGCCUUGACGGUGUCUGUACGGACGGAUUCUAUCGGCCUUGAGGAAUAUUCCAUUCUGUGCUAUAUUCACCCCUCCCCCUUCAGCAGCUUGCCGGACGAGUUCCAGCCUGUAAAGAUAAGAAGACGGGACAACAGGUAGCUUGACUCACUCGCGUCGUUGAAUCGAAUCCGAUCAACGAUAUCGCGUCCUUUCUGGAGAAGAAACUACUAUAUGAACGCCAUGCUGCCAUCUGUUCUGCGUGUGAUUGCGCGUUCGGCGGACUUGAAGUCUUUACGUCUUCUGUCGACAUCAAAAGCCGCAUCGUCGAAAUUCGACUACAGAGAUCCCUUCCUCUUGGACGAGCAGCUGAGCGAUGAAGAGAAAAUGGUUCGAGACAGUUUCCGGAGCUACUGCCAAGAGAAGCUUUUCCCCCGCGUCCUCAUGGCGAACAGACUCGAACGAUUCGAUCGCGAGAUCAUGAACGAGUUCGGGGAGCUCGGAGUCCUCGGAUCCACCAUUCAGGGUUAUGGUUGUGCUGGUACGAAUUAUGUGACUUAUGGCUUGAUAGCCCGCGAGGUCGAACGAGUCGACAGCGGUUAUCGAUCCGCUAUGAGUGUACAGUCGUCGCUCGUCAUGUUGCCGAUCUCCACAUUCGGGUCAGAAGAACAAAAGCAGAAGUAUCUCCCCAAGCUGGCAAAAGGCGAACUGGUCGGCUGUUUCGGCCUCACAGAGCCCGAUUUCGGCUCGAAUCCGGCAGGAAUGGAAACGAAGGCCACUUAUAACCCCUCUGGAAAAACAUACACGCUUCGGGGAUCGAAAACGUGGAUCACCAAUUCGCCGAUUGCUGACGUCUUCGUCGUCUGGGCGAAGGACGACGCAGGCGACGUCAGAGGAUUCAUUCUGGAGAAGGGCAUGAAAGGACUCAGUGCCCCGAAAAUAGAAGGGAAAUUCUCCCUACGAGCCAGCAUGACUGGAAUGAUCAUGAUGGACGACGUCGAAGUUCCCGAAUCCGCCAUGCUACCCAAUGUGAAGGGUUUGAAGGGACCAUUCACGUGCCUGAACAAUGCCAGAUACGGGAUCGCGUGGGGAGCAUUGGGUGCCGCUGAGUUUUGCUUCGAGCAAGCGAGGCAAUACACUAUAGAACGAAUCCAAUUCAAAGAUCCCCUCGCCAAGAAUCAGCUGAUACAGAAGAAAUUCGCUGACAUGCUCACGGAAAUACACAUUGGUUACCAGGCUUGUCUACGAGCCGGGCGACUCAUGGACGAGAAGAAGUUGCAACCGGACCUGAUCUCCAUAAUCAAGAGAAAUUCGUGCGGGAAAGCCUUGGAUAUCGCGCGGACAUCCCGCGACAUCCUUGGUGGCAACGGUAUCUGCGACGAAUAUCACAUCAUCCGUCACGUCAUGAACUUGGAGGCGGUCAACACCUAUGAAGGAACUCACGAUGUCCAUGCUCUCAUACUGGGACGCGCAAUCACCGGACUUCAGGCUUUUACAUCCGACUAAGGAGGCUUGGAUAAUUCAAAAGCUGCUCCGGUUCAUUACUCAGAUGACUAUGCAAUCGAUUCCGUCUCGCCUGAACUUGACGCAGCUCAUUUCUUGUUAUAAAAUUUAAAAUAUAUAAUUUUUAUGUGA
Galendromus occidentalis (western predatory mite) is the source of this 1755-nucleotide messenger RNA. RefSeq names its product glutaryl-CoA dehydrogenase, mitochondrial. Bases 355 to 1626 code for a protein of 423 amino acids. Gene Ontology annotation, molecular function: flavin adenine dinucleotide binding; fatty-acyl-CoA binding; glutaryl-CoA dehydrogenase activity. The transcript is spliced from 9 exons. Lineage: Eukaryota; Metazoa; Arthropoda; Arachnida; Mesostigmata; Phytoseiidae. The record is from RefSeq and is a predicted model, not a curated record. Gene Ontology annotation, cellular component: mitochondrial inner membrane. Gene Ontology annotation, biological process: fatty-acyl-CoA biosynthetic process; fatty acid beta-oxidation using acyl-CoA dehydrogenase.